GAGACACUCAGGAAGUUGACAGGGGAAGUUUAGUGGUUUUUUUGCGUCAUCAUUUUAUGCUGCUUCUUGUGUGCCGUUGCAGAGUGAAGGCUGGAAGACUAAAAGUUUGUCCUAAGACUCCAGCUUUACAAUGCGAUACAGCUCACCAGGGUGGCAAAGUUCACAGAGGCAGCAGCAUCAGCAGCAGCAGUGCAACAGAAUCCCUGAAAUGCAAAGCUCCUCCACAAAGUCACUGUCACACUAAGAGGAGUCGGCGAGCACAUCCAACCGCAGGCAGCCGGCAGAGUGAGCAGGCAGAGGAGCGCCGGCCGUUCUGAAUGUGUGGGGGAAACUGAAGGCAGGAAGAGAUGCGGAGAGUUCGAAGAAAAGGGGGCAACAAAGAGAAGGUGUUUGGAUGUGAUCUGCUGGAGCAUCUCACCACCUCCAGUCAGGAGAUUCCCCCAGUGUUACGCACCUGCAGUGAGUUUGUGGAGCAACAUGGGAUCGUGGAUGGAAUCUACCGCUUGUCUGGAGUUUCUUCUAAUAUCCAGAAACUAAGGGGUGAGUUUGAGAACGACGGGGCUCCAGAUCUGAACAAAGAUGUCUACCUGCAGGACAUCCACUGCGUCAGCUCUUUGUGUAAAGCCUAUUUCAGAGAGCUGCCCAACCCUCUACUCACCUACCAGCUGUAUGACAAGUUUGCUGAGGCAGUGGCCAUCCAGCUGGAAGAGGAGCGGCUGAUAAAGAUCAGGGAUGUUCUGAAGGAGCUACCAGAGCCUCAUUACAGGACUCUGGAGUUUCUGAUGCGACAUCUGGUCCGGAUGGCUUCAUAUUCCUCAGAGACCAACAUGCAUGCGCGCAACCUGGCCAUCGUCUGGGCCCCCAACCUGCUCAGGUCGAAGGACAUUGAGGCCUCUGGAUUCAACGGUACAGCAGCCUUCAUGGAAGUUCGAGUCCAGUCCAUCGUGGUGGAGUUCAUCCUCACUCACGUCCCUCAGCUGUUUCCUCUUGAAGGUCUGAACAAACUCUCCCUCACUUUUCCACUGUCAGACCCAUUGCUAUAUCGCUGCCUUCUCUGUCCUUCAGGUGCACCUGCAGAGAGAAGGAAGUCCCUCCCCUCUCCGACAGCGCUACCCAAUCAGGACGUCCUGUUCUUCAAGUCCUCAGGUUCUCAGCCUAACUUUGGGAACAUCAGUCCUGGAGACGGACCCCUGGCGAUCAGACCCUACCAUGCAAUAAUCGAAGGCACAGACAAGAGGAAAGGAUCGCUUAAAGGCAGGAAAUGGAUGUCCAUUUUUCACAUCGGAGGACGAUUCCCAGACCCAAGAAAGAAACACAAACAUUCCACCAAGGAAAAAGACAGAACGCCUUUAAGACCUGCAAGAAGCAUGGACUCCCUCAGCACGCCGUCCUAUCCCAACGAAGGUUCCAGGCGUUCUGGGCCCCGUCCUCCAUCCAGCAACAUGUCCCCUGCCAUCACCUCCUCUCAGCCUCCCUUAGACACCCCAGCAUCUGGCGGUGGAUUGGGUAGCAGCGAAUACGCAGUAACCUACCGCAGAGGAACAGGCUUAGUCAGCGGAGGUGCAGGGACACAGGGUACCUACACAGCUCUGGACCCUGAUGGUUUAGUGAUACCAGGCAGCGAGGGGAUCCAUUCCAGGUCCCCAGGACUCUCCAACAAAGCUAGAAGAGCUGCCAUGCACAUCACAGGCCCCACCCUUGUAACGGUGCCGCUACAUAUCACCUCUAACCUGGCGUUAGGAGUGCUUCAGGGGGGUGGCGACAGGGUUAUCCUCCGUGGAAGAGACAAGGACGGAGGGGAUAAGCAGGAAGGCAAGGAGGCAGGGGGGAAGAUUGAGAUUAAGGAACCCAAAGGAAUGGAGUGGAACGUAGAAGCGAGCAAAAAUGAUGAGCAAAAGGACACGAGUCAAAAUGAAAAAGAAGACUUGGACACAGCAGGAAAUAAACGGGUAGCAGGAGACUCUGGAGAGGUGAAGGAUGAAGGAGUUAAAGAGAAAGGAGACAAGGAGUCAGGAAAAGAUGGCGAGCACAAAGAGGAGACACAGAUCGGAAACCAGCAUGUGGCGAGUGAGAAACAUUCUGAAAGCUCCGUCACAGGGGAAGGUGAUCAAGAAAACAUCGCAGACGAUGAUCAAGGCAGCGAAUACAUGGAAAUGAAAUGUUCAGAGCAAAGCCAUUACCAGGCAGCAGCAGCAGCCUCACUGCAUGAAGAUGAUGCUGAGUCUGAACCUAAAGAUUUCCUAAACUCGACUGAAGUAGAGGGAGACGAGGAAGACCAAAAACUGUCGGGCUACGUUCAAGAUAACUUUGAAUUCCUGGACCUAAUGGACCAAAUGGAUUAUAGUGCCAUGGACCACAUGGACUGCAGCAUGUCCUAUCAGGUUAAUGAGUUCUCCGUGGAGCCUCCUUGUCACUCUGAUGACGAGUAUGAAAUGAUGGCUCAUGCUGAACGACCAACCCAGAGUGUAACAGAGUUUAAACCACACAGACCACUCAGCCUGGACCUGCACAGUCGACACACUAAAUCCCUCAGUCUGCCCUACAUGAAGUCUCCCGUCGACGGCCCCGUGGAAAACUCUAGCUCAGAUGAAGAGGUUUCGGAAGACGACGGCGAUGGAGAAAAUUAUAGCAGUGAAGAAGAUGAGAGCAUGUUUGUGAAGAGCCUCCCGUCUGACUUCUUUCUAAACACUCUGUCUGGACUUGAAGACUUUCCCAGUCCUGACAGAGACAUGCUUGAUGGGUUACGAGGAGAAGAAGAAAGAAGUUACCAACCACUGGAUGUUGAACUUCCUGUUUGUACAGAACCCACUGAGCGCGUGCAGGAGAAUGCUGGAAAUGAUGAAGAAAGACAAGAAACAAAAGAGAUGGAACAGAAUGAAGUUCACCAUGAAGAUCAGCUUGACAUGGAUACAGAGAGCAGAACAAUAGAAGAAUCUCAGAGAGCUACAGAAGACGGUCCAACUGAAAACUGCCUAGUUUCAGAAACAUCAGCAGGCUGCUGUGAGGAGCUCGAGCUGCCGAGCAUCCAGGGCAAUCAGGAAAUCAACAAAGUGACUGAAACAGAGUUUGAGAGCGGGAAAGAGGUUCUAGAUGAGUCUGAAGAUGCUUCUCUUCCUCCAACACAACACCCUGAAAGCUGUGCCAUGGAGGAUGUUACAGAUGAACACAACAUGUCUGGACAUUCUGCUUCUAGAGAACCGGACUGUGUUGAAGGACCCAUCCACAGAGAACACAAUGAGGAAGACAAUUCAGACAGUAGGACAAACAGUGACAUUUGGAGCGAGCUUGAGGAUGUUGUAUGUGAAGUGAUUGAGGAUGAGGAGAGCAAACACUCUGAGAGGAAUGCUGCUGAAGAGGCAGAUGGAGAAAAAGAUGGAGAAGCAGAGGAGGAAAAUGAAACAAACAAGACAGAAGAUAAAAUGGAGGAGGAAGAGGAGCCAAAUGUAGGAAAACCUAUAGAUGAAGCAAUGGCGCAGGAGAGAAAUGAGCUUGAGCUUAACCAAGAAGGCGUAGAAGAAGUGGUUUCAGAAGAAACAGAAAAGGAGAAGGAAGACAAGGACAGAGCCGAAAGCAGAACACAACAGAGUGCUGAUAAACAGCUGCUGAUCUCAUCUGAUAUUAGGGACUCAAAGGAAGGAAGUAUGCCUGCGAAUGGUGACAGUGGCUUAGGAUGUGUUGGGAGGAAGCUGGUCGUCUCCAAGGAGCCUAAGAUUUACCAGGUCAAAGCUGUGCCGGUUGUUCCCCCAAAGCCUCAACACUGCAAAAUGACUGCUUUGACCCUCCGCCACCAGCAACAGCAGAGAGACAGGCGAGACAACACCCUGAAGGUCCCCGCUGAGCAGGAGCGAGAAGGAGAGGGAGACCGGGAGAAUGCCGAAAAAAAGGACAGGCCGUCCACACUCAGGGAGAAGAAGAGGGACGCUCUGGAAGGGGGCGUAAGGGAUGCAAAGAGGAACAGCCCACUCAGCAUGUGCUUCGAUGAGGCUGUGGCCAUCGCAACCCUGAGGAGAGAGAAAGAACGAGGGCGAGAAGGAGACGCGGACUGAGAGGGACUGUGAAAGUCAAACAAUGAAAGAGGAACUUCAUUUUAGGCAACUGUGGGAUGCAGCCUCAGAUGAUGCUGAGAAAACUCUGUGCCCAUUUAUAAGAGUCCAAGCAUCACUGUGGAAAAUACCUGCUGGCAUUUUUGUCACCAUUGUUAAUAUCUAGUUUUACUGGUUUACAGGCAUCAUAGUGGCUUUAUUGUCCUCAUCUGAAGAAAAUUUGUUAGGACCACAUUGUUCCUUUGGUUAGGAUGUUUAAAAAGCCUCGAAAUAAAUCCACCAUUUGCUUCAGCAGAAUGAUCUCCCAUCAAAAACACUUUCCUCGGUUCAACAGUGGAAAAUACUCUCUUAAAAUAAAAAAGGAUUUAUUUCA
This is a messenger RNA of Cyprinodon tularosa, 4416 nucleotides long. RefSeq names its product rho GTPase-activating protein 30 (gene arhgap30). NCBI's taxonomy places the organism in Eukaryota, Metazoa, Chordata, Actinopteri, Cyprinodontiformes, Cyprinodontidae. The record is from RefSeq and is a predicted model, not a curated record. Gene Ontology annotation, molecular function: GTPase activator activity. Gene Ontology annotation, biological process: small GTPase-mediated signal transduction. The transcript has 13 exons. The coding region runs from base 348 to 4046 and encodes 1232 amino acids.